AUGCGAUCCCCGACGUUCUUAGGGCUGAAAGGCCAACCCUUGGUCUACGCUGUCACACUUUGCUGCUCAAUUGGCUUUUUACUCUUUGGUUAUGAUCUGGGAUUCAUGGGUGGCCUAACAACUUCUCCGGAAUUCCUGGGGGCUUUUGGCAACCCAGGUGCUUCCUUACUUGCCUUUCUUGUCUCAUCCUACGAGGUUGGAGCUAUGCUGGGUGCGGUGUUCCAAUUUUUACAGGGCGAUCGAUUCGGUAGAAAACCAAAUAAUUUGGCGGGGGCAGUAAUCGUCGCUAUUGGCGCAACUCUACAAGCAUCCUCAUACGGCCUGCCUCAGUUCCUUGUCGGUCGGAUCGUUGCGGGUUUUGGCUUAGGAAUGAUGACAACAGUCAUUCCUAUUUGGCUGUCCGAGUGUACAUCACCCACAUCUCGUGGAAAGAUGAUGGCCAUGCAACUUUCCAAUUUGAUUGUGGGCCUGAUCCUAGCGAAUUGGCUUGACUAUGGGAUGGACUCGCAUUCUGGAUCAAUUCAAUGGCGAUUUCCAUGUGCUUUCCAAACGGUGUUUUGCCUUAUUGUUCUUGUCUUUAUGCCUUUCCUUCCCGAGUCACCACGAUAUCUAUGUACAAAGGGUGAUAUUUCUCGUGCAAGAAUCGCAUUAGCUGCACUACGAGGUGGCGAUACCGAUAAUCUCGAUAUUAAUGAGGAACUGAAGGAGAUUCAAUAUGCAAUGGCGGUGGAAGCAGAGGAGGCGGGCGCGUGGAAUGACGUUUUCAAGGACAAUGGAAUCAGUGGGUUCACUCGCGUUGCAAUUGCGUUUUCAGCCAAUUUCUGCCAGCAACUAUCCGGCUGCAAUGUCAUGUCCUCGCUUGGCCCUUACGUAUUCGAGGAUUCGAUAGGGAUGUCUCGGAAGGACGCCAUGCUUGUCUCCGGUGGCCUUCAAGUCUUUUAUUUUCUUAGCAGUCUAAUUCCCUGGUAUGCCAUUGAUCGAGUUGGGCGUCGCCGACUAUUUAUGACUGGAUCUAUUGGCAUGGGAAUUUGCAUGUUACUCUCAGCGAUCUUUGUCGGUAUCGGCACGAAAGGUCUCGGCUAUGCCGCUGCUGUCGUUUUGUACAUCUUCCAGACUUUCUUCACUCUAGGAUGGCAAUCCAACAUGUGGAUAUAUCCGAGUGAGUUACUUCCGCUCAAGCUUCGCCUGCGAGGAGGUGCUCUUGCCGUGGUAUCUCAGUGGCUCUUUACCUUUCUGGUCGUCGAGAUCACCCCCGUGAUGAUCACAAACAUCGGGUACAAGUGCUAUAUUGUUUUUGCGGUGAUUAACUUUGCAUGUGUUCCACUAGUAUACUUCUGCUACCCGGAGACAAGCAAACUGCCUUUGGAAGCCGUCGAUUUGCUUUUUGCGGACCGUGAUGGCAAGCGGCCGUCGAUCUGGCGAGUUGUUCAAGACUCCAUGGAUAAAGAGUUUGUAACUGAAAUUGAAAGCCAGUUGCAGGAGCGUGCCAGGAUGAGAGCGGAUAUCCAUGACAAGAUCGAGAGUUCUAAGGCUGAACACCUAGAAAUUCAGGCGGCAUGA
Molecule: messenger RNA, 1560 nt
Organism: Penicillium macrosclerotiorum
Lineage: Eukaryota; Fungi; Ascomycota; Eurotiomycetes; Eurotiales; Aspergillaceae
Product: sugar porter family MFS transporter
Exons: 1
Coding region: 1-1560 (519 amino acids)
Biological process (GO): carbohydrate transport; transmembrane transport
Cellular component (GO): membrane
Molecular function (GO): carbohydrate:proton symporter activity
Source: RefSeq, a predicted model, not a curated record